This is a messenger RNA of Striga asiatica, 381 nucleotides long. NCBI's taxonomy places the organism in Eukaryota, Viridiplantae, Streptophyta, Magnoliopsida, Lamiales, Orobanchaceae. The record is from the annotation of a GenBank genome assembly.
AUGGGAGCCCAGUCAGCGUGCGGAGCCACCUACGGCAUCGUCCCCUUCGUCUCCCGCCGGGCACUGGGCCUCAUUUCGGGCCUCACAGGUGCCGGUGGCAACUUUGGUGGCGGGCUGACCCAGCUUCUGUUCUUCUCGUCCGCCAGCUCAACGACUGCCGACGGGCUGUCGUACAUGGGGAUUAUGACUGUGGCGUGCACGCUGCCGGUGGUGCUCAUCCACUUCCCGCAGUGGGGGAGCAUGUUUUUGCCAGCUGGGGAGUGUACGAAGGAGAAUUACUAUGAGGCCGAGUGGAGUGAGGAAGAGAAGGAAAGGGUGCUGCACCAAGGGAGCCUUAAGUUCGCUGAGAACAGUAGGGUCGAGAGGGGUAAGGGGUGUUAG